AUGCCCCUCGAUCGAAUUCCGUCGAUGGCGACCACCAAAGACGCAAGGUACCGCGCCAAACAGGAUGUUGCAGAACAAAACGAAGAUCAGACCCUAGUGGAAAUUCUCACAAAACGAGACCAGUUGGAAACCGUUCAGUGUACGUAUUAUCAGACCGAGGAAAUGAGUAAUACUUCCGCUGAUAGUGAUAGUAGUAGUAGUAGCGGACAAGCCCUGGGCUUGGUGGAAACCGGUAGUAGUACUUGUACAGAUCAGCCAAGAGAAACGGUAAUGCAGACUGCCCAGAGAAAUAAUAAUGCUCAAGAGGAGUUGCUGAUCCAAGCACUGGAAAAUGAGCAGCAGUAUGAGGAUACCCCUUCCGACGAAGGAUGUCCACCGGUGCCCACAGAGGUUUCCCACGGGCUUCGGCAGCCCAGUGGUGAUACAGAUGUGGAGACGUGUGUUUCUUCAGUAACAGAUGGGCUGCAGGAUGCCGAUCUGUUUGUGGAUCACAUGUACCCAACUCUGAACACGGUUGUGGAAGAAGAGGAAUCACAUUCCAAUUUGGCCCUCAAGUCACUCAACGACAACUCAAACCGUUCUCGUGCCUCAUCAACUACUACGACUGGGGAGACACAACAGCAGCAGGCCUCCCAAAACCAGCAGCACUAUGAAAUGUCCCUAAACAAAACAGAGUCCAAGGAAGAAUUGCAAAGGAACGAGGCAGCUGUGCCCAAGGCUGCCAAGAUGGAUAAGCGUGAUCAGGCUUCUCCAGCUGCCAUUAUUGUUGGCAUUGGGAGUAGAACGACAUCGGCCCUUCUGGUAGACAAAUCUGACAACCAACAGGACGAUCAGAAGGACCUUCAAGGCAAACCAGAGGCUUUGCGACCCAAAGAAAACGCUUCCGGUACCAUCAACCCUCAGGAACCAGCUCCUGACCCUCAGCAGCCAGUAUCGACGCCAGGAGCCCACAGCAUUGAUGGCCCCGGCAGCAACAGUGCCAUUGACACUACGGAUGGCCGGAUUCUCCAAGUUCCUCCAUCUACAACUGCUCCAAUGGACAAUACUGAGAUUAUUGAUCGCCAAUUGAUGGCACAACUGUCACAGUUGAAGGAGUUGAUCUUGUUCAGGAAUGGCUUGACAGGUACCCUGCCAACUGAGCUUGGUUUGAUGACCAAUUUGACCGAUGUUUCAGUGCUGGCUAAUGCUGUCACUGGGACCAUCCCAACUGAGCUGGGGCGGCUUACUCUCUUGACAAGCUUGCACCUAGCGUCAAACUCACUUGAGGGCACGCUUCCCAGUGAACUUUGGUUGCUUACAUCGCUUGAGUCUUUGGUUGCAGGGCAUUAUCCUGUUGGGAAUGCAGUUGGAAACUAUUUGACAGGACAGUUGCCAAGUGAGAUUGGAACAAUGACUUCACUAAGACAGCUGAGCUUUUCACGAAAUCUGUUUACGGGUGAAAUACCCAGUGAAUAUGGGCUGCUGAUAUCCCUCCAAUCGAUGUUCUUGUUUGAUAACUUUCUUUCUGGUGGUUUGCCCAGUGAGGUUGGAAUGAUGACCUUGCUAAAAUAUUUAAUGGUUCAAGGCAACAUGCUAUCGGGACUGUUUCCAAAUGAACUGCAAGAGCUGGCAGCACUUCAAUGGCUCACUCUUGAGAACAACAACCUCUCUGGCAGCCUUCCUUCAGAGCUGGGAUUGCUGACUGGACUUCUGAAUUUGAAGCUUGGAGGCAACAGUUUCUCCGGUAGCAUUCAUUCAGAGCUGGGCCAGCUAAUGUCACUGCAAGAGCUGGACUUAUCAGAUCUGACCCUCCUGACUGGACCGAUUGCUUCUGAAUUAUCUUCCCUCCCAAGCCUGGGAUGGUUGAAUCUUUCGGGCAGCGUUGGGGUGACUGGUACUGUGCCUGAUGAGCUUUGCUUUUUUCAAAACUCCUCUUGUGCCUACGUUUGGAGCACCAAGCCUUGCUUUCUUGCUUUUGAUUGCACAGACCAACUUUGUGGAUGUGAUUGUUUGUGCUCCAAUGAGACAUCCAAUAGGAAUUCUUAG
Molecule: messenger RNA, 2025 nt
Organism: Seminavis robusta
Lineage: Eukaryota; Bacillariophyta; Bacillariophyceae; Naviculales; Naviculaceae
Source: the annotation of a GenBank genome assembly